CGUUAUAAGGCGCGGACCCGCGGAUCCCGGGAAGCCGCGCUCCGAGAAGCCGCCCGCAUGGCUCCCGCCCGCCGCCCCGCCGGGGCCUGCUUGUUGCUCGUCUGCGCGGGGCUGCUGGCCGCCGCCGCCGCCGCCGCCGCCGCGGGCCUCGGGUCCCCGGAGCCCCGCGCACCCGCAGGGGGUCGCGCCCUCGAGGAGCCGCCGCCCGCAAACGAGCUGCCCACGGGCCCCGCGGACGGCCGUGCGGAGCCGCCCGCCCGCGCGCCGGAGCCCCCCGGCGAGCAGGCGCGCGGCAUGGACCCCCGGGACGCCUGGAUGCUGUUCGUCAGGCAGAGUGACAAGGGUGUCAACAGCAAGAGGAGGAGCAGGGGCAAGGCCAGGAAGCUCAAGCUUGGCCUGCCAGGGCCCCCCGGGCCUCCCGGCCCCCGGGGGCUCCCAGGCCCCAUCAUCCCAUGGGAGGCACUGCUGAGGGAGCUGCAGCUGCUGCUAAAAGGCGCGGUUCUGCAGCCUUGCCCACGAAGCCCUGGAGGGCCAGCAGCCGCGAGCCCAGCACCGGGCCCUGGCGGCCCUGAGGACGACGACGAAGACGACGGCGACGGCGAGGCGGGGGGCGUGCUGGCGCUGCUGGCCGCGCCCCUGGCCCUGGGCCCGCGGACGCCGCGCGUGGAGGCCGCCUUCCACUGCCGCCUGCGCCGGGACGUGGCGGUGGAGCGGCGCGCGCUGCAGGAGCUCGGCGCCUACUACCUGCCCAACGCCGACGGUUCCUUUCGGCGCGGCCUGGGCCUGAACCUGACCAGCGGCCAGUAUACAGCACCCGUGGCCGGCUUCUACGCGCUCGCCGCUACGCUGCACGUGGCGCUCGCCGAGCCGCUGAGGCGGGGGACGCCGCGGCCCCGCGACCACCUGCGCCUGCUCAUCUGCAUCGAGUCCCGGUGCCAGAGCAACACCGCCCUGGAGGCCGUCACGGGCUUGGACAGCAGCAGCGAGCUCUUCACCAUCUCCGUAAACGGCAUCCUGUAUCUGCAGACAGGACAGCACACCUCUGUGUUCCUGGACAACGCCAGCGGCUCCCCGCUCACGGUGCGCAGCGGCUCCCACUUCAGUGCCGUCCUCCUGGGCGUGUGAAUGGCGCCGCGGGCCCCUUCCUCCUGCCUGGCAAACGGAGCGGGGGUCUGAGCGACGGCUAGGUGGCGUCAGAGGCCACGUGCAGGAGCAAACCACCUGGAAGACGCUACACCGGCCGCGACAGCUAAGCGGCUACGGGUGGGCCUGCAGGGGAGACCGCGAGCCCGCAGCCCCAGGGCCGAGUCGUUCACCCUGGAGGAGGGGAGCGCUGUGCUCAGGGCACCUGCUGUGUCCCCAGCUGCAGCCCUGGCUCCCCCGGCCUGGGGACAGCUCCCAGAGAGCCUCCGCUCCCCCUGCGGUCCAGUGUCCUUCAGGGUCGCAUCCUGCAGGUGAGCCUGUGCAGGGCUAAGCCGCCGCACCUCCCCAGGCAACAGCCUGGCCUGCCUGGGCUCCUGGGGAACCGGAGACCUUCACCGUGAACCCUUGGCACACAGCCUCAGGGACCAGAGGAACCCUGGACGUGGCCGGGGCAGACACCGUGACUGGACCUGGCUCCCACCUCCAGCGCAUGCAAGACUAACUCACCACGCUCACCUGGCACAGGCCUUUCCCAGGUGGGAGCCCCUCCUCAGACAAGGCCCUCAGCUCCCCAGAGCCAUCCCUCAGAGUCCGCCUCGCUGUGGGCCCGUGCACUGGGAAGAUCCGAGCUGUCCCUGUGGAGGGGUCGGCGGCCUGCUGACCAGCUCCCACUGCACGGGCAGGGCAGCCUGGCUGGGCCCAGCACGCUCGGAUGCUUCCUCCCCACCUGGGCGGCCGCGUGGCUCUGAGCUCGGUCAGUGAAGGGACGUGGGGGCGGGCAGGGCUGUCAGCCCGGACCCUCCCAGAUCUUCCUGGGUAGGCAGUGACAAGGCCUGCUAAGCAAGUUGACGCCCCCGGCCCACACCAAAUGGACGGCCGGGACCAGGGGAGGCAGGGCCUCCUGCGGACCAGGCUGGGGAGAGGCCCCCACCCUUGGUUCCAUCCAGAACCAAGCGUCUCCCAGCCAAGGGCAUCAAUAAACUGACCACUCUGCACCCCCUGGGCAGGCCUGGCAGAUUCUCGGAACUUGUACCCACCCUGCCUGGAAGCCGCGGGCUAGCCCCAGUCCUGGCCCAAGUCCUGCCUCCCCGUGCACGUCGAUAAGGGGUGCUGUGGCCACUCCCUCCUCUGGAUUUCACUUUGUAUCCAGCGGGCAGAUAGUUAGAGAAGUUAUCUUUUACUCUGUGAGAAGCCACAUACACCCAUCUCUCCUUUUUCUCAACUAAGUGUUCAGGGCAACUUAGCGAGGUGUUCACCGUGUGCUGCUGCAGGAGGAACGUAUUCACAGAACUGACUUAGGAAGCUUAGACUGUGUCACAGGACUGCACAAAAUCAGCACUCAGGGCAGGCGCACUCAAGCCCUUGGCCCAGGUCCCCUGUGGGCAGGGAGGACUUGGGGGACACUCCUCGACCCCCUGGAGGUGGCAGGGAGGGCCUCCCUGGCGCUCGCGGACGUGAGUCACAGCCUUGUGUGCAGGCCUGACCCUGGCUUGCUAUAGGCACUGAGUACUGAAUAAACUGUCCCAUCUCGA
Messenger RNA from Oryctolagus cuniculus (rabbit), 2675 nucleotides. It is a transcript of the gene ERFE, whose product is annotated as erythroferrone. The record is from RefSeq and is a predicted model, not a curated record. Gene Ontology annotation, biological process: positive regulation of insulin receptor signaling pathway; positive regulation of D-glucose import across plasma membrane; negative regulation of gluconeogenesis. Gene Ontology annotation, molecular function: hormone activity. Lineage: Eukaryota; Metazoa; Chordata; Mammalia; Lagomorpha; Leporidae.